Plasmodium coatneyi is the source of this 3834-nucleotide messenger RNA. RefSeq lists its product as uncharacterized. The coding region runs from base 1 to 3834 and encodes 1277 amino acids. The transcript has a single exon. The record is from RefSeq and is a predicted model, not a curated record. NCBI's taxonomy places the organism in Eukaryota, Apicomplexa, Aconoidasida, Haemosporida, Plasmodiidae. Gene Ontology annotation, cellular component: Set1C/COMPASS complex.
AUGGAUAUUUGCAUUAGCCAUCUUUACAAUAGACAAAUAAGAAAGAAUAUAUUACAGGAUGUUUUUUACAAAUUAGAGAAUUACGACAAUGAAGAAUUUUUAUGCUUCGACGUAAACUCAAGUGGGAGUGUUCUUGUGGCCGCGUCCAAGACGUCUCUUUACUUUUUUCACGUUUUAACGGGCACCUUACUACUGCAGCAUUGUUAUUACGAUGAAAAUGAAAAGGAGGAUUAUGUGAAGCGGGAAAUUUUCGAGGAGGGGAAAAUACAUGCCAGUACGUGCAGUGGGGUGAAUGAUAAGGGGAGCAACGCAAGUGUAAAACAGGAGGGGAAUGAAUGUAACAAUGGGGAGGAGAUCCAGAAUGUGAAUAGUACGAGCGGAAACAUUACAAAGAACGACAACAUCAGCAGCAACGAGGUUGGAAGUGCAAGCGGAAUUGGUAACCUGGACGAUGGUGAGCGGGCCAGCCAUAUUGACAAAGCUAAUAAAGUUGAUCAAGCCAACUGUGUUGAUCAUGCCGAAUAUGUUGACCCCGUGGCCGUGUGUUACGACCUGGGGGAGGCGAAAGACAGACAAAGCCCCAACUGUGACGAAGAUCUGAAGAGCACGAAAGAGGAAGAGGAAUGUUGGGCGACCCCAAAUGCAGAAAUUCCAAAUGGAAACGACUUUCCCGAGAAUUUGCAGACACAAAAUGAUUCCAUCUGUUGCGAAGACUCCGUAAAAUCAAAUAAGAGGAAGCUGUCUUCACCAAAGGGACAAAAGUCGAAGAAAGUGAAAAAAAGUUCGAAAAAAUCUCCGAGAAAUCAGAGCAAAAGUGGAGAAAACACAACCAAUUCGAGAAGCAAACAUAACGAAAGCAACAGUAGGAAAAGUGCAGACGAUAAAUUUGAAGAUGAAAAAGCACAUAUAAAGAAAAUACAAUUUAUAAAAAAUGACAAGUAUCUACUAUGCGUAUCGAAGAGGUACUUGUACAUUUUUAAAAUCUGUGAAUUUCCUAUCAGAAGAAUAGUGUACAUCGAUUUGUUGUAUCUUUGCAUAGGAAUAGAGACGGUCAUUUCGAAGAAGCUCUUUUUUCCUUGCUUCUUUUCUGAGUAUUUUUAUCUUCUUUAUAAGGGAAAUGAAUAUAAACAAAGGGGAGAGGGGAAUCUCCUUAACAGUAGUAGUUUAAGUAACGAUUUUUUGCGGCCCAUUGGGUCCAAUUCUGACGUGUCUAUAAAUAAAAGCGAGGAAAUCUCUGAAUGCAGUAAAAAUUGUGAAGAGAUGGAAUCGCCCCCCUUUAGGGGUUACAAAGACGAAGCAACACGAGCGAAGGGUCAUUUAAGUCUUUUCAAAGAUUAUUAUAAAUUAUACACAAGUUUGAACUCUAGCAAAAUUAGAAACUUUGAAAUAUGGGAUGUGAGGUGCGUGGAGUUUAAGAAGAAGAGGCGCUCCUCUGGGGACAAAGGGGGGAACAUCUACGUCCUAGAUCUUGUCUUGUGUUUGAAGGAGCAAAUUCCGUACGUAUCUAGGGUGUACGUGGAAGAGAUGGCUGAUCCUAGUGGCCAAUGCGCGCCUUCCAUGCGUGAGGUUCAUCCCCUUGGUCCAUGUGCAGACUACAUGAACGACUUCAUCGUCGACGUUAAUGAGACGCUUCCCCUCAUCUCGUACGAACAGAUGAACUUGACAUUUGAGGAAAUAGCCAGAGAGAGCAGCUUGCAUAUGAGGAAAGACAAACGUAGUUCGAAGAGUAAAUCGAAGAAUAAGAAAAAACCUGUGAAGGAGGCUGUCUCGAAAAAUAUAGUCUAUAACCAGGUCAAUGAUGUGAGUAAGAUGGAGUGCUCCGCGGGGACGCUAGGGGAGGCAAUCCUUAGCGAAGCGGUGGCUGAGGGGGGAGGUGCUAUAGAACUGCUUAAUGCAGUGAAUACCCAAACGCCCAGUGGAUUUCCUAGCGCAGCGCCGAGCGAAGUUACUAUAGGGAAUGCCAAAAUGGUAGACCCUGCGGGGAGCUACAUCAUCAACAGUAACCCGCCCACCAGUGGGACCAAUAAAGAGGGCGCAAACGUCUCUGAAGUGAAUAACGAAGAAGUCAUGGAGUUGAUGAAAUUUUUCGAAAAUUAUGAAAAUAGUCGGAAUAUUUUAAAAAAAGUGCUAAGUGGAUAUUUCCCCAUUUGUGUGUACAAAAAAAGGAGCAAGAGGAGAUCCAAGGAAUUAGCAACCACGUUGAACAUAUACGACAAUUUGGAUGCCCUUCUGAAGGGAGAAACUUUAAGGGGUAACAUAUCGGGAGAGGAAAACGAGGAAAUUUUCAAAAAAGAAAAUGAUUACUACCUUUUUGACUACUCCGGGAGGAAAGAAACGGACUACUUUAAUUUUCCUCAGAGUUUGCUAAAAAGUGAGAACAAAUUGAAAAAUGUGAAUAAGCAUAGAAGCAUAGACAAGAACAAGCACUACAUAUAUGUGGGAACCCCGUCGUAUGUCCUUGCAUUUGAAAUGAACUACGUGAAAAAGGGUGCCACCGAGGAGGAAGAGGGAAACAAGGAAGCUGAAUCACUAAAAAGGAAUAACAUAGUAUAUUCCAAAAUUGAGUAUAUGUCGGAUGAAAUUUGCAAGAUGUCCGAUAAUUACUUGAGGAAUAUACAGGACAGAAACCUUUUUGGCGAAAAAAUAGAGUUAAAUUUUCUGUUUAAAAUACACCUGGGGAUAACAGCCCCGCUGGAUAUUACCGUAAGGGAAAAGGGGAACCUGCUCAGUGUGAGGACAUCGGAAAAGGUGUUCCUGUACAAGGUUACUUACAAGUAUAGUGUGGACUGCAUGGGGGGGUUUUCCCAUUCGAAUCGGAUAUCCGUAUCGGAUGAGGGGAAUUCCCUGCAGCAGUGCACAAGGGAAGGAGCGACGGCCCAGUUGGAAAAUAACAUUACUACCGGUACAGGGGAAAACAAGAGUUUACCAACGCACGGGGGAAAACACGAUCAUCUGUACAGCUACAUCGAUCGGAUAUGCCUGUAUCACACAAUUCAUAAUCCAAUUCAGAAGGAAGUGUACGAGUUGUGCUGCUUCAGUGAAGACAUUUACCAAUCUUACCUGCUUGUUGUAUCGCUAAAGUCUGGGCAGUACACACUAUACAUUUACGAUUUGAAACACAUGGAUUUACAGAAUGUAGUGAAGGUAAACAUUUCUACAUACAAAGGAUUCAAACAGAUAAGGUGGAUAAAAUGUUAUGACAUGCUAGUGGCCCUUACCACUGUAGGGAAUUACCUACUAGUAUUAAAGAACAAACACCUAAAUAAUUGGAGCUUCUUCAUCUCCGACUUUGAAUUGAUAGGAUCAAACAUUGAGGUCAUCGAGGAAGAAAACGAAUUUGACUUAAUAGAAAAUAUUCAACCGAAACAUAAAAAUAUAGAUGAUCCUAUUUGGAAGUAUUUUAUUAUUUACAUAAAUUUAUUUAUAAAGAAUAAAAUUAGUAUCCAGAAUUUAAGCCACCCUUCGUCCCUCUUUCCAAUACUGUAUACAGGGUAUUAUAGAAACCCCCCCAUGUAUUUUUUUUACAACUCCUCUUAUCAUUUUGGUAAAGAGAAUUUCCUCUGUUACGAGGUGGAUAAGUCUGCAGAGCGGGGGUCGCAGGAAGUGGGGGAAUGGACAAGGAGGAAAAAAAAAAAAAUGGAGGAAAAGGGAAAGCCUUCAUUUUCACAAAUAAGGGAAAAUCUGGAUCAUUAUGUGGGUUCACCAUUGGAAGAACCCGACGAGGAGCCCCAGAACAAUUUGCUCGUUAGGGACAACUCGAACGGCGUGGAGUUGCUGGCCCCUGAAAUGGUUUAUUACGUAUACUACAAAAAUAUAGUCAAUUUUUCAUUGUAG